UCCGAGGGGGCGGGGGCCGAUGGAAACCUUUGCUGGACCGGCACCAGGCAAGGCUGAAGGCUGAGCUGGCCCGGCUCAAGGUUCAGCGCCGUGUGAGCCGCAACGAGGAUCUGUUGCAAGUGGGAUCCAGGCCUGGCACAGCCUCCCAGGUGCCUCGAUUUGUGCGGGUGAACACUCUCAAGACCAGCCUUGAUGAUGCAGUCGAUUACUUCAAGAGGCAAGGUUUCUCCUAUCAGGGUCGGGCUUCCAGACCCUGCCUGUCAUUUUCUGUCUUCAUGGGCCGAAGAACCUCCUGGUCUCCCCACUUCCAGACUUCAGCUGUGGUUGGCUGCAGAAAGUUCUCCCAGCGGAAGACCCUUCGUGGGCUGGCCCCUGGGCUGUGCCCCCUGCUUCCCGGGCUGCGGUGCUCGCCUGCACCCCCGCACCUCCUCGGAGUUUGACAGCUCUGGGAAGUCGCCUCCACUCCCUCCCUUUCCCCUGCUGCCCAUGGAGGCCAGGGUGGUGCAGGGGGGCCGGCCGCUUGGCCUGGGGCAGCCGCCUGCCCCGUGCUCCGUCCCCGAGCUCGGUGAGCGCGCCUUUUGCCCCCGCCCCUCACGCCAGCGCCCACCGGCCCCGCGUGUGUUUCCAAGCACUGACUGGCGUUUCGUGAGCGCCUCCCUUGUGCGGGCUGCUUUCCUAAGUGUCUCGGAUGUCGUAACUCCGUCCUCAAUGGCGACCGUGCCCCAGAAGCGCGAGGGGCAGCGCGAGAAACGUGGGGCCACAGGUAAGAGGCCCAGCCUGGCGCUCGGCCUGCGGCAGCUCCCAGCAUGCUCGGUGCUUCUUGUUCCCUGGCAGCCUCGAGGACGCGCGGGCCCUCCGCGGCAGGUGCUUUCUUCUGGAUCCCUUGUUGCCCGAGCUGCUGGUGUUUCCGGCCCAGACGGAUCUGCACGACCACCCACUGUACCGGGCCGGUCACCUCAUCCUACAGGACAAGGUGGGGCAGGCGGCCGGGGGGGCGGGGCGCGCACGCGUGGGCCGGCCGGGGGUCCCCGUGCCCCAGCGCUGCGCUCUGCCCGCCAGGCCAGCUGCCUCCCAGCCGCGCUGCUGGCCCCGCCCCCGGGCGCCCACGUCAUCGACGCCUGUGCCGCCCCCGGCAACAAGACCAGUCACUUGGCCGCUCUCCUCCAGAACCAGGGGAAGAUCUUUGCCUUUGACCUGGAUGCCGGGCGCCUGGCGUCCAUGGCUACCCUGCUGGCCCGGGCUGGGGUCUCGUGCUGCGAGCUGGCGGAGGAAGACUUCCUGGCGGUCUCACCCUCUGACCAGCGCUUCCGUCGGGUCCAGUACAUCUUACUGGAUCCUUCUUGUAGCGGCUCAGGAAUGCCAGCCAGACAGCUGGAGGAGCCCGGGGCAGGCACCCCGAGCAAGGCACGGCUGCAGGCCCUGGCCGGGUUCCAGCAGCGAGCACUGCGCCACGCGCUCACCUUCCCCUCCCUGCAGCGCCUGGUCUACUCCACGUGCUCCCUCUGCCAGGAGGAGAAUGAAGAUGUGGUGCGCGACGCCCUGCAGCAGAACCCAGGGACCUUCAGGCUAGCUCCCGUCCUACCCUCCUGGCCCCACCGAGGCCUCAGCACUUUCCCCGGGGCUGAACACUGCCUCCGGGCCUCCCCCGAGACCACGCUCACUGGUGGCUUCUUUGUUGCCGUUCUGGAAAGGGCAGAGGUGCCGAGCUCAGUCCCGCAGGCUGAAGCAGCGGCGCCCGAACCCACACCCAGCGCAGCCCCGCGGAGGAAGAGACGGCGCCAGGCCGUGGCUCCUGGCGCGCAGCCCCGCACACAGCAGGUCCGCAGGGCUUCUCCUUCUCGGGUGGGGAGGAAGAGCCCGCUCCUCCCCGCAGCUCAGCCAGCAGGUUUUUGAAAGGUUUUUUUUAUUGCUUUAGAAAGGAAAGCGGUAACCCUGAAUCUCCAGGGGGGGACAGAGUGGAUUUCCUCGUCCUCUGGGUCCCUUCCCGGGGCCGUGUUCCUGCUGGUGAGAGAAUUCUGCCCACAGAAAUAAAAGGUGGGACACGGAAUACGA
Mirounga angustirostris (Northern elephant seal) is the source of this 2052-nucleotide messenger RNA. It is a transcript of the gene NSUN5, whose product is annotated as NOP2/Sun RNA methyltransferase 5. Gene Ontology annotation, biological process: rRNA base methylation. Gene Ontology annotation, cellular component: nucleolus. Bases 193 to 1893 code for a protein of 566 amino acids. Lineage: Eukaryota; Metazoa; Chordata; Mammalia; Carnivora; Phocidae. Gene Ontology annotation, molecular function: RNA methyltransferase activity. The record is from RefSeq and is a predicted model, not a curated record. The transcript has 8 exons.